Molecule: messenger RNA, 1191 nt
Organism: Coprinopsis cinerea okayama7#130
Lineage: Eukaryota; Fungi; Basidiomycota; Agaricomycetes; Agaricales; Psathyrellaceae
Exons: 2
Coding region: 1-1191 (396 amino acids)
Source: RefSeq, a predicted model, not a curated record
AUGCUUUCCGUCCGAUUCAUCCUUUCAUCGCUGCUACUUUUAGCACCAGCAGUCAAGGUGUCGCUGGCAGCGCCCUCCCCAUCUGGCCCAGCACAAUGCAUCACCUUUGACGCCAACUGGAACCUCCUCGCCUUCAACUUUGACGGCAAAGACUACAAUGCCGGUCCAGGACCCUCCUUCUCUGAGUCCACCGACAUUACCCAACCCGAAAACCGACCACCCUUCGACGUCAUAUCCUCGUCUCCCCUCUGCUUCCUCUCCAAAUUCACAAACUCGAUUUACGUCCUCAACGCGGACGCCAACGACCGCUCCUCCGUCUACAUCUACGACGCCACCGCGCAAUCGUGGUCAAAGCAAGUCACGUCUGACCCACCCGCGUCGUACGCCCCUGAGACUUUUGGUGCCAUCUUGGACCAUGAUACGAAUGUGUUCUAUGUCUUGAGUGAGGGCGAUAUCAGGAGUCUGAACAUGGAGUUGCUGAAGAGCGCCACGGACGAGGCUAUCCCCUGGAACCUCGUUCAGACGCCACAGCUGACCCCGGGCGGCGAGGGAAGCAGUGAAGGCCAGUCGUACGAACCCGUCCUCGCUCUCGCACGGAACCACGUCCACUUCCUCGGUGUACCCGGAUUGGAACCUGGAACAGACAGGAUCUUUGUCAUCCACUUCUCGUACCUCCAGCCUGAAAUCCAGUCAUACGGCGAAAUCCAGUUCCCCAACACUCACGGCAAGACCGCCUCGUUCUUCAAGGAUACAGGCGUCCAGACCCACUAUGCGUUCAUUCCCGAUGAUGGAAGCAACACCUACGUGAUUGAUUACAACACGAACACCACGAUGCGUCUUCCCGGUCCUCCACUCACCGACCCCUACGCAAUGUACGCCGCCUCGCCCAACGCACUCGUUCAACUCGGCUCCUCGCAAGGCACACUCCAAUGGCUCAGCUUCGACCAAGACACAAACCAAGGAGGAUCCGAAUGGACCCCCAUCACCUCCCUCCCCCAAGUCACCGGUAUCACCUCCACGCCUUCCACUGGAAACAGAACAGCCUCUGGCAACUCGACUAACAGUGGUAACGGAACCAGUGGCGCGGGCGAGGAAGGAGAAGAGGGUGGUGCACCUGCCCCUGCGUAUACCAAACCUCUCUUGCUAGUCGCUUCGUUGUUCAGCCUUGCACUCGGCGCCUUCGCUCUCUGA